This is a messenger RNA of Solenopsis invicta (red fire ant), 4965 nucleotides long. RefSeq lists its product as uncharacterized. The record is from RefSeq and is a predicted model, not a curated record. Gene Ontology annotation, molecular function: nucleic acid binding; zinc ion binding. NCBI's taxonomy places the organism in Eukaryota, Metazoa, Arthropoda, Insecta, Hymenoptera, Formicidae. Gene Ontology annotation, biological process: DNA integration. The coding region runs from base 1 to 4965 and encodes 1654 amino acids. The transcript is spliced from 2 exons.
AUGGAGACUUUAAUUAAACAGAGAGGCGCUGCAAAGGGUAAAGUCACCACAUUCAGAAAGUAUUUCGUAAAGUUGCGUGCGGCGCACCCGGACGGUGAGCAGCCAUUGGAUGAAAUAACACAGUUAGAGUUGCGUGAACGUCUUGAUCGGUUACGAGAGGUGUAUCAGAAUUAUGAUCGGUUGCAAAUUCAAAUCGAUGAACUUUCUACUGAGGAAACAGAGACUACUCAGUAUCGUGAGGGUUUCGAAGAUGAAUAUUUUAGUUUAGUGGCGCAAGCAGAGCAUGUUUUAAAACGUAACCCUGCUUCGGCCAGGGGUGCGCAUUCAUCGAGGCAGCAGCCUGAGCAAGCGAAUUUAGAAGCAGGGCAAAUACACACGAAUAUGGAUUAUGUGGCGCGAGCUCUUCCAACCGACGCAAGACAAGCGAAUCAAAAUAUCAUUUUUAAGACACCAGGUAUUCGAUUGCCGACAAUUGAAUUGCCUAAAUUCACUGGUGACGUAGCAGAAUGGUUAAGCUUUCGUGAUACAUUUGAAUCGCUCAUCCAUAGAAAUGAAACGGUUGAUCCUAUUCAAAAGUUUCAUUAUUUGAGAGCGUCGUUGGAUGGGAACGCUGCACAGAUAAUCAAAUCUUUAGAAUUUACGGCACUUAAUUACAAUGUAGCAUGGAACGCGAUAUGUGAACGGUACAAUAAUAAAAGACUGUUAACACACAAUCAUAUCAAAGCAAUAUUUGGAAUAGGUACCAUGAAGCAGGAGUCCUCACAACAAAUACGCAGUGCAAUUGAUACUCUAAACAAGCAUCUGCGAGCAUUGAAUGCGUUAAAUCAAUCAACGGAACACUGGGAUGCAUUAUUGAUAUAUCUAAUAGAAACUAAAUUAGAUGAGGUCACGGCAAAGGAGUGGGAAAAGGAGCGAGCAGGUAACGAACUUCCUACUCUAGAAGAAUUUAAGCAAUUUCUGAGUACACGAGCAGAAUUAUUAGAAACUCUCGAAUUAAAUAGUAAGGACACAUUUAAGCAAAAGCAACAGAUAGCUAAUAAAACAAAAACAUUUUUAGUCAAACCUCAAGGUUGUAUCUUAUGUAAAGAAGCCCAUAGAAUACAAAACUGUCCAAAGUUCUUAGCUCUUAACGUUACUGAUAGAUUAGAAUGCUUAAAGAAAUCAAAAUUAUGUAUAAAUUGCUUGAGAACGGGUCACUUUAUAAAAGAUUGUAUAGCGAGCACAUGUAAAAAAUGUUCUGGCAAACACAACACACUCAUACACAUAGAAAAGCCAUCAGCGCAAGAAGGCAUCAAUGGAAUGUCACUAGGAAUAAAGUAUAUAUGUGAACUAGAGAUUAGUACAGAGCACAAUGACUAUCAGUUAGAAAUCUCAUGUCUUGUCGUACCAGAAAUAACAGAGCAAUUGCCGAAUACAAAGAUCAAUAGAAACGAAUUAUCAAUUCCUACGAAUAUAAAACUAGCAGAUCCGUCCUUCCAUACACCUGGAAAAAUAGAUAUGUUAAUAGGCGCGGACUAUUUUUGGAAUCUUUUGAGUGUAGGCCAAAUCAAGGCAGGAAAACUUACAAUACAAGAAACUAGACUAGGUUGGGUAAUUGCAGGCCCAUUACAAAACAUUAGAUCUCGAUCGGUAAGAUGUAAUACAGCAAAACUGCAAACUAUAGAAAAACAAGUCGAAAGAUUUUGGGAAAUUGAACAGUGCAACAACACAAAUCAUUUAUCAGAAGAGGAAAAUAGAUGCGAGGAACAUUUUUUGAAAACAGUUAAACGAGAUGCGAAUGGAAGAUUUACAGUAACAGUUCCAUACAAGGAUAGUUUAAGUAAAUUAGGAGACUCUAAGAAAAUAGCACAACAUCGAUUUGUCAACCUCGAACAAAGACUACAGAAAAAAUCGGCACUUAAAAGACAUUAUGAAACAUUUCUGGCAGAAUAUCAACAAUUAGGCCACAUGAGUAAAAUUUCAAAUGAAACAAAGGUUAAAUACACAUAUUAUCUUCCUCACCAUUGUAUAGUUAAAAACGAAAAGCUAACAACAAAGACACGAGUAGUAUUUGAUGCUUCCGCGGUUACUGAUAGUGGAGUUUCAUUAAAUGAUUUACAAUUAGUAGGUCCAAAAACUCAGAAUGAUCUAUUUACAAUAUUAAUCAGAUUUCGAAUGCACAGUUACAUCAUCUCAGCAGAUAUUGAGAAAAUGUUUAGGCAAGUACUAGUUAACCCGGAACAACGUUCUCUUCAAAGAAUUUUAUGGCGCUUCACGCAAGAAGAUCAAAUACAAACUUACGAAUUAAAUACACUUACAUAUGGUACAGCUUCAGCACCAUUCUUAGCAACCAGGUGCCUGAUACACUUAGCGGACGAAGUCAAGGAACAAUAUCCAGAAAUAGCAAAAAUUAUACGCGAAGAUUUUUAUGUUGAUGACGUGUUAACGGGCACUGAGUCGAUCGAGAAGGCCAGACAAAUAAUAGAACUAAUUUGUAAAGUCUUAGAUUCGGCGGGUUUUAAGCUAAGAAAAUGGGCUUCAAAUGAACCUAGCAUACUAAAAAACAUACCUAUAAACGAUCAUAAUCCAACUAUUGUCAAUUUUGAAGAGAACGGUCAAUUUAAAACAUUAGGUUUAACAUGGAAACCGAGUACAGACAUUUUAAAAUUUGAUAUAAAGGACCUACGAGAGGCAAGGUUUACAAAGAGGCAAAUACUGUCAGAUAUAACGCAAAUAUUUGACCCAUUAGGUUUAUUGGGGCCGUGUGUCAUACAAGCAAAGAUUAUAUUGCAAAAGCUAUGGCUUCUAAAAAUAGAUUGGGACGAUCCGUUACCGUCAGGGUUACACUAUAAUUGGGAUGCUUUCCGUAAACAAUUAAUAGAAUUAAGACAACUCGAUAUACCUAGAUGCAUUUCGAUUAAAGAUAGUAUAAAUGUAGAAAUACACGGAUUUGCAGACGCGUCUCAAAACGCCUACGGGGCGUGCAUUUAUAUGCGUGUACAAGAUUCAAAGGACAAUGUUAGUGUAAAACUGGUAUGCUCAAAGACUAGAGUUGCUCCUCUUAAACAACAAUUAAUUCCGCGAUUGGAACUUUGUGCGGCGCUUCUGUUGGCACGUUUAAUACAUAAGAUUACUAAUGAAGCAAAAAUAAUGCAUAACAGUAGAACAUAUUGGAGUGACUCAACUAUAGUGCUCGGUUGGUUACAAUUACAACCAAAUAAAUUACAAGUAUUUGUUGCAAAUAGAAUCGCGGAAAUUCAGCGUCUUACAAACGUAGCUGACUGGAAACAUGUUCCAACGGAGAAAAAUCCAGCGGACUUCUUGUCUCGUGGCAUGACUCCUAGUCGGCUAAUAUCAUCAAAGUCUUGGUGGCAUGGGCUAACAUUUCUAAUGAGUACGAAGGAUAAAUGGCCUAAAUGCCCAGCAUUAGAAAAUAAAGUUACUGAAUUAAAAAGGAAAUGUUAUGCGAUAAAGACUCAGCAAAAAUUAGAUUGUUCUAUAUUCGAAAUUACUUCAAAUUUAAGUCGUCUUAUUCGAAUCUUAACUUAUUGUAGACGCUUCAUACAUAAUUGUAGGAAUAAAUCGAAACAAAAAACAGAAGCUCUGUCAGUCAUAGAAUUAAAUGAUACAUUAAAUUCAAUAGCAAGGUUGGCUCAACAACAAGCUUUUCCGUCCGAAAUACAAGCAAUUAAGUCUGACUUACCAAUUACAAAGGGAAACUUAGUUUCACUUAAUCCAUUUAUUGAUGAAAAAGGAAUCAUGAGAGUGGGAGGGAGAUUGCGAAAUUCGAGCCUUUUCUAUGAAAAAAGACAUCCCAUAAUUUUGCAUGCUAGUCAUCCGUUGGCUAAAAUGAUUGCUACAAGAGAACAUGUACGACUGCUUCAUGCGGGACCACAACUCCUGUUAGCUACAAUGCGACAGCAAUUUUGGAUAAUAAGUGGCAGAAAUCUUGCGCGCAAGGUUGUACAUAGUUGUGUGCAAUGUUUCCGCAACAAGCCGCAACAAGCGCAACAUAUUAUGGGUGAAUUACCCAGUCAACGAGUAACAAUAUCGACUCCGUUCCAUGCUACAGGCGUAGAUUACGCAGGGCCCUUCCUAAUAAAGGACAGGAAGGGUCGAGGUUGCAAGACAACCAAGAGUUAUGUGUGUGUGUUUGUUUGCUUUGCCACUAAAGCUAUGCAUUUAGAACUAAUAACAGAUCUGACGAGCGAGGCGUUCAUAGCGGCACUAAGACGUUUUGCAUCCAGAAGGGGCAAGCCAGCCCACAUAUAUUCAGACAAUGGCACGAGUUUUGUCGGUGCCAAUCGCGAAUUAAAAGAUUUAGGCGAAUUUUUAAGUAAAGAAAACAAAAAAUUGAGUCAAGCAAUCGGUGAAUUGAGCAUAGAAUGGCAUUUUGCACCGGCGUAUUCACUUCAUUUUGGAGGGAUUUGGGAGUCGGGAGUGAGAUCCACAAAGCACCAUUUGAAACGAGUGGCGGGUAAUGUAAUAAUGACAUUUGAAGAAUUUUAUACCCUCCUAACCCAAAUAGAAGCCGUCCUAAACUCAAGACCUUUAACCCCGCUGUCCAACAAUCCUAAUGAUCUUACACCAUUAACACCAGCUCAUUUUCUGAUUGGUCGACCGUUGACAGCUAUACCAGACGUUUCAUUGACGCAUCUUCCAGAAGCCAGAUUGUCCAGAUGGCAAAUGAUCCAAAAAAUGCAACAGCAUUUUUGGAGCCGGUGGAGCAAGGAGUAUAUCACAGAGUUACAACAAAGAACAAAAUGGAGGCAACCAUAUCCAAACCUAGAGGAAGGAACGGUAGUCCUUAUAAAAAAUGAGAAUCUACCACCCCUGAAAUGGAAGCUAGGACGAAUCAUCGCAGUCCACCCGGGCAAGGACAAGGUUGCAAGGGUUGCUACCGUGAAAACAUCGACAGGAACCAUACGGAUCGCGAUACAAAAGAUAUGUCCGUUACCACAAGAAGAUUGUAAAAAUCAAAAAUAA